CAGCGGAGCGCGCGGCGGGAAAUUAGUUCCCAGAGCCCGGAUUAGUGAAGGGGAAAUGCCGCCGCGGCCCUAAGCCGUCGCCCUCCGCCGCCCAGGACCGCCGGGGACAGCAGCCCGGGCGCUCCCCACCGGGGAAGAUGGAAGAUGGUCCUCCAAAGCACAUCAUCCAAAUGACAGGCUUUAAGAUGGAAGAAAAGGAAGCUCUAGGCAAAUUACUUUUAAAACUAGAUUGCACUUUUAUUAAGAGUGAGAAAUACAAAAACUGUACACAUCUUAUAGCCGAGCGCCUGUGUAGAAGUGAAAAAUUUUUAGCAGCUUGUGCAGCAGGAAAGUGGGUACUCACUAAGGACUACAUAAUUCAUAGUGCCAAAAGUGGCAGAUGGCUUGAUGAAACAACUUAUGAAUGGGGAUAUAAAAUUGAAAAAGACUCCCAUUAUUCGCCUCAAAUGCAAUCUGCACCUAAAAGAUGGCGUGAAGAGCUAAAACGUACUGGUGCUCCAGGAGCCUUUCACAGAUGGAAAGUUGUCCUCCUUGUUAGAGCUGAUAAACGAAGUGAUUCUCUUGUAAGAGUUUUGGAGGCUGGAAAGGCAAAUGUUAUUUUACCCAAAAGUUCACCAAGUGGAAUAACUCAUGUGAUUGCAAGUAACGCAAGAAUCAAUGCUGAGAAAGAAAAGGAUACCUUUAAGGCUCCUUUUUAUCCAAUUCAGUAUUUAGGGGAUUUUCUUUUAGAGAAAGAAAUUCAGAAUGAAGAAUUCCAAGCUAGUUCUGGUUGGGCCAAACACAGAAAUCAAGAAAAAAACAAAUAUUUCAGGAAAGAUUCUGGAAUUCUUAAGAUGAAAGGUGCUGUAAGAGAGACCAUGUAUAGAACCCAGAAAGAAAUGAAAAAUCAUGAUGAAGAUGUUAACAGUAGAUUUAUUUUGAGUGAACAUCACAAAAAAGAAAAAUUCAGAGAUUCCAGUAAAGAUGUGAAAUUUGUUAAAAUGAGAAAUACUUUCAGAAGACAUACAUAUGGAAAUCAGAAGGAAACUAAGAAAAAAGAUAAAGAUAUUCAAAGGAGUUAUACGUUGAGGAAAAAACGCAGAAAAGAAAGUGAUUGCAAGAAUAAUGAUGAACAUGCCACUAUUAAAAAUACUUUAAGAAAACACAUAUAUUACAGAGAUCAGAAAGAAGUGAAGAAUUCAAUUCUUACUGAUUAUGCCAAAGAAUCAAAAACUAAGGAUAUCAGGACAAAUGUGGAUAUCACCGAAAAAAAAAAUACUUUAAGGAAGCAUAUAUAUAGAGAUAUAUACAGAGCUCAGGCUAUCAGAUACAACUGCAUAAGAAGAGAUAAGCAACCAGUAUACACCACAGAGGUUAAAAAUGCUGAAUGUCCCAGAGGAGUAUUAAAUUUAAUUGAAAGCCUUAUAGAAGGACAGUUUUUUAAAGAAGCAAUUGAAGAACUUUCCUCUUUGCAAGCACAUUAUGUUCCUCCUGUAUGCCUUCUCCAUGCUCUUCUGGAAAAUGUUCUCCAGGAUAACAUAGAUACGUUUUCUGGUCGCUACUUUCAUAUAUUGUCAGCUCUUCUUCAUUUGCAUCCUCCCUGGAAGUCACCAGCCAUGUCAGGAUAUUAUUUAGAACUUUUUCAGUGUCCUACUUGUAUGAAAGGAGCCUGGUCACUAGUAGAAGUGCUUAUCAGGUCUUGCCUUUUCAAUGAAAGCUUUUGUCAUCGAAUUUCAGAAAAUAUUGGUUCUAAGGUACUCCACCUUACACUGCUCAAAUUUUUCUUCAGUUUAGUUGAAAGUGAAGUACGGCAUUUGAGUCAAAAGUUGUAUGACUGGUCAGAUUCUCAGAGUCUGAAAAUAACAGGAAAGGCAAUUCUUCUCGAAAUUUUUUGGUCGGGAAGUGAGACCUCAGGACUUUUGACAAAACCAGUAAAUAUGCUUUUGGAGUGGACUAUCUAUUCUCACAAGGAAAAAUGCAAGUCUAAUGACGUCUUCAAACAUGAACUAGCUUACUUACUGACUGGAAUUCUUGGAGCAGCAAUAGAUUAUUGGAUCUUUCUUGGUCUUCAGAUGGGUAGAAAUGUGAUGCGACACAUGUCUGAUGACUUAGGAAGUUAUAUUUCCCUGUCAUGUGAUGACUUUUCUUCACAGGAAUUAGAGAUUUUCAUAUGUUCCUUUUCAUCUUCCUGGCUUCAAAUGUUUGUUGCAGAGGCAGUCUUUAAGAAGUUGUGCUUACAACACUCCACCAGUCCUUCUUCUGAGCCACUCUCUCUCCAGAAAAUAGUAUAUUCCUAUUUGCCAGCUUUGGGGAAAGCUGGCAUGCACGGGCCUGGUAAAAUACAGAUUUCAAAGAAAAUAGGUCAGCGGCCCUGCCCCGAAUCUCAGAGAGCAUUACUAAUGCUGAAUGGCGCUAAGCAGAAGCGAGUGGAGGGACUGCCUGAGAUACCAGAACUGAACCUUGCUAAAUGUUCUUCAUCAUUGAAGAAGUUGAAAAAGAAAUCAGAAGGAGAAUUGUCAUGUUCCAAGGAGAACUGCCCCUCUUUACUUACAAAGAUGAAUUUUCAUAAGACUAAUCUAAAAGGAGAAACAGCCCUGCAUAGAGCUUGCAUAAAUAACCAAGUGGAGAAAUUGAUUAUUCUUCUCUCUUUGCCAGGAAUAGACAUCAAUGUAAAAGACAAUGCUGGCUGGACGCCUUUGCAUGAAGCCUGUAACUAUGGCAACACAGUGUGUGUCCAGGAAAUUUUGCAACGUUGUCCAGAGGUAGAUCUGCUCACUCAAGUGGACGGGGUGACCCCUUUGCAUGAUGCGCUGUCAAACGGACAUGUAGAAAUUGGCAAGCUGCUCCUUCAGCACGGGGGCCCAGUGCUUUUGCAGCAGAGAAACUCUAAGGGGGAAUUGCCCCUGGAUUACGUAGUUUCACCUCAAAUCAAGGAAGAACUGUUUGCUAUAACCAAUAUAGAAGAUACAGUGGACAAUUUUUAUGCUCAGACAGAGAAACAUUUUUAUCACCAGCAACUUGAAUUUGGUUCAUUUUUACUUAGUAGGAUGUUGCUAAAUUUUUGUUCCAUUUUUGAUUUAUCUUCAGAGUUAAUCUUAGCUUUCAAAGGGUUAACUCACUUAAAUGAGCUGCUUGUAGCUUGUAAAAGUUAUAAAGAUACCACGAGUGUUCAUACUGAUUGGUUAUUGGAUCUUUAUGCUAGAAAUAUAAAGACACUGCAGAAGCUCCCAAAUAUUCUUAAGGAACUACCUGAGAAUUUGAAAGUGUGUCACGGAGUACAUACUGAGGCCUUAUUGGUGACACUGGAAAUGAUGUGUCGGUCAGUCACAGAGUUUUCAUGAUGAUGCCAAGAUAUAUGAGUCAUACAUAUAAACAUGUUCCUUUCAUUUUGUCAAAUAGUAUAGGCAUUGUAGAUCACUGACAAGUAUUAACUGUUUUAUUCACCAACAGACUUUGCAGCCUUACACUCAAAAGCACUUAAGAGAACUUCUGCAGAACUCAAGUAUGGUCUUCUGCCUGUGUGUACAACUUGACUCAGAAGUUAAAACUACUUUUUUGUUUAGAUACAACUCCUUUUAUUAAUCUUGAAUGUUUUGUUCUAAAAAUUAUUUAUUUAUGUUGUAUAUGUAAAAAAAUAAUUUAAAUAUUUUUUCAAAUCAAAAUGUUAUGUUCUCUAUUCUAAGGUGUUUCAGGUCUUAAAUCAUGGCAAAGAUACUCUUACAAAUGUGCAACUUUACACUUGUAACUCCUAUUUCUUCUUUAUAUGUUAAUGACUAAAAAUGCAUUUUAGAUUUUGUCUUUCUAAAAUAAACAUUUCUAAAAUUUAAAGUAAUAUUUAAUAUUCUGUGUUUUUAAAUUCAGUUAUUAUCAAAAUCUGACAAUUCUGUUCAGUUUUAGCAGCUCAUGUGUAAAGUGUAUUACUGCUCCAUGAAAUCAGUAUUCUAAGUGAAACCAUUUUGUUGCAUAAUAAGUUUGAUUAAAUGUUACGAUUACAUGUGGCACCUGAGUAAUAGAUUUGAGACUAUCUAAAAUUUUAAUGUGCACUAUAAGUUUUCAGAAUAAUAAUGUUUCAAUUUUCAGUUUUAUCAAUUUAUAGUUAACCUAAAAGACAGUGUGGAUAAUAGCUACUUUUGAAAUUGGAGUUGCUUCACUGGUGGGAAUAAGUUACAUUGUGAUAUAGCUGGGAAAGAAAUGCUAAAACUUCAUUUAGCUCUUAUGUAACUAGAGUUCUAAUCUCAUAGCACUUAAUCUGCUAAAGACUUCAACUGUAUCCUACAAAUGAGUCUUUUAACAAGUUGCAAAUGCUCAGUAUCUUAUUACUGAUAUAUAAUCUAAAUUGAAAACUGCUACAUUACUAUAUUAGCUCUGAAUAAAACUGCUAUGCCCUUUCUAUGUCAUUAUUUUUUUAUAUACUAUAAGAAUUGUUAGUGUUUGUUUAACACUUCAAAUACGACAUUAUGCAAGUCUGUUAUUUACUUAUCUGCCAAAGUAUCAAAAGACAUGAUAUAGUGGAGAUUAAGGAUACUAAGAUAUCCAUAGGAAAUAAUGUGCUGCCCCAAUGAUCAUUAAAAAAUGCUUCCAUUAUCAGGAGUUAGUUGCCUACAUGCAAAGCUGAUACAGCAGAUUGUUGUGAGUUUGAGUUCAGCCUGGACUAUAACAUAAGACCCUGUCUAGGGAAAAGAAUAGAAAAAGGGAAGGGAAGGGAAAGGAGAGAAACAAAGCCAAAGGGAAGUCGCUUUAUCUCACUUGUGAAGACACCUGGGGUAAUGUCACUGGGUAAACUAACAGAAACUUCAGCCUGGGUUUUCCUAUCAGAAACAAAUUUAACUCUUCCCAGGGUGUUAACAGCUAAAUUGUUUUCUGAGUUUGUUUUUCUUGUCAAAUGGAAAGAAUGUAAGGUUUCUCUUUCAUGAAAAGGAAAGCUAACCUGUCACUUUGACAUCUAAUAAACUCUAAUUCCUACCUCCUCUUAUGGUUAUAAUGAAUUGCUUAAGUAUAAAGAAACAUGGCAACUACUUGUUGGUUCUAAUUCUAAAAUUUAAAAAUAAUAUAUCAUGAGAUAGUAUUUUGUACUUUUAAGAACAAUAAUUUUGUAAAUUAGGUAUCCAUUAAGAAGUAUUCUUUUGAUUGUAACUAUUAGUGAUAUUUCAUAACAGACUGUUCUUUCUCCCACUUUCUACGAGCUCUGCUGACAUGUACUGUGAAGCAUUCAGGUGCCAUUGAAAUUCUGCCUGUUCACACAUUGAAGUCCAGCAUGGCAAAUAUAGGUCACUUUGUUCUGUGGCCUCUUUAACAAUACUAGCAUAUGAAAUGCAUUUAAACCUGCAGUGAAACACUUAAUAUUUCAAUAGUGUUUUUUAUAUUCUUGUAUUGAUGUAUUAGAAAACUGUUGCCUUAAAUCUGUCUUGAAAGUAAAGGAAGAAGUUGUUCUAAAAGUUAAAAAGUUCUGUGUCUCUAGCUGGAGACUUCUCAAAGUUGUUCCUGAAGAUGAAGCUCAGAGUCUUCAUCACGAUGCACAUGAAUUCUGAAAGCAGUUUUCUGAGCUGUGAUUUAUUUUGUUGUUGUUUGCUGGUAAUUCCUUAGAAAGUAAAGAAAAAAAUGUUGAUGUUUCCUAAUAAAUUCUUAGCUUUAUUGUGCAGAAUAAAAUGGACCAAGUGUA
This is a messenger RNA of Jaculus jaculus (lesser Egyptian jerboa), 5638 nucleotides long. It is a transcript of the gene Slf1, whose product is annotated as SMC5-SMC6 complex localization factor 1. NCBI's taxonomy places the organism in Eukaryota, Metazoa, Chordata, Mammalia, Rodentia, Dipodidae. Gene Ontology annotation, molecular function: protein binding. The coding region runs from base 138 to 3320 and encodes 1060 amino acids. Gene Ontology annotation, biological process: positive regulation of double-strand break repair. The transcript is spliced from 21 exons. The record is from RefSeq and is a predicted model, not a curated record.